Messenger RNA from Australozyma saopauloensis, 1824 nucleotides. Its product is annotated as FG-nucleoporin. The coding region runs from base 1 to 1824 and encodes 607 amino acids. Lineage: Eukaryota; Fungi; Ascomycota; Pichiomycetes; Serinales; Metschnikowiaceae. The record is from RefSeq and is a predicted model, not a curated record. The transcript has a single exon. Gene Ontology annotation, molecular function: metal ion binding.
AUGGGUCGUGGCCCUUGCAAAUUCUAUGCCCAAAACAGGUGCAAAAACGGAAACAACUGUCCCUUUGAUCACAUCGACCCUCAAUCUACCUCUACAUCUUCAGGUCCCACCACCAAAAAUGACUUUGCAAACAGCGACACAGACAGAUUGGCGGGAGAAAUUCGUAAAGAUCUCGACGAACUCAAGACAUUCCAGCUCAACCCAGCGCUCACCGCGUACGGGGUAAACCAGUGGCCGAAAAAUAACCUCAUAUCUGGAAGAGAUGUUUCUCCAUUCGAACUAAGAUUGCAAUACAAUGAAGCCCAGGCGUCCAAUAAGAUGGCAGACUUCGAUAAAAACAUGGCUCUUCGUAAAAAGGACAUGGACUACUGUGUCUCUGAGAUCAUGGGUAACACUAACCUCGCUGCACACUACCUGAAAGUUUCCUCCAACCAAGUACAAAACCGCGACUUCGUUAAGAAAUCUCUCGAGACGAGUUUGCAGGAACUUCAACAGCAACCAAAUAAUGCUGGAGCAUUUGGUUCGAGUGUAGCUACAGGAAAUCCUUUUGGAUCUGCUGGAGCAUUUGGUAGUCAGGUAUCCAACCCGUUUGGUGGCUCCCAAACUAGCUCUCAGCCUGCUAAGCCAUUUGGAGCAGCAGCCACGACCGGUGGAGCGUUUGGAGCCCAAGGAGUCACUUCGACUACUAGUGCUUUUGGGUCCUCGGGGUUCGGAGCGUCUGGCUUUGGCUCUUCUAAUUCGAGUGGCUCAAGUGCUUUUGGAGCCACUAAACCUUCCAGUGGAGGUGCUUUUGGCGCCAGUGCUUUCGGUGCCAAGCCCGGAGCUUUCGGCACCCCUAACAGUACUAGUUCUGGUGCCUUUGGCGCGCUGGGCUUUUCACAGACUCAAACUGGGCAGGCCCCGAAGAGUUCGAGUGCAUUUGGUGGGCAAUCCGUUGGCACAGCAUCGGGAGGUGGCUUCGGAGCUUCCGGAUUUGGUAAUGCUCCCAAGAACCUGGGUACUGGAGGAUUUGGCGCUGCUGGCUUCGGUAGUGGAGCCGCUCCUGCUGCUAAACCGUCUGGUUUCGGUAGCGCUGGUUUCGGCAGUGCUGGUUUCGGCAACGCUGCGAACUCUGCUGCUACUACAACUUCUGCUUUUGGCAGCAACGGUUUCGGGCUGGCAAACACUGCGGCCCCCAAGGCAACACCAUUCGGAGGCAAUGCAAGUCUGAGCCUGACAAACACUCCAUCUGCUUUUGGCCAAAGCAGUACUCAAUCUGCUUUUGGACAGAGCAAUACCGCAUCCGCUUUUGGCCAGAACGCCAAUCCCUUUGGCGGAAGCAAACCCGAAUCGGCAUUUGGAAACAAUACUCCUGCCGCCAAUCCGUUCGGCCAAAAUACUGCAGGACAAACAACUACAACAGGACAAACUACCGCCCAAAGUGCUUUUGGCAAUGCUUCGCCGUUUGGACAGCCUGCUGCUACACAAUCGGCGUUUGGUCAACCUGCCGCUACUCAAUCAGCAUUUGGUCAACCUGCCGCUACUCAAUCAGCAUUUGGUCAACCUUCUACCACUCAAUCAGCAUUUGGGCAACCUGCCACUAGUCAAUCAGCAUUCGGGCAGACCCAAACCACGACCGCUUUCGGCGCGUCUCCCCAAACGCAAGGGGCAUUUGGCGCGCCCAAACCAUCUGCGGAUCAAACCAAACAGCCGGACAGCGCUUUAUCUACUUCAAGCAAAGAGUUUUUUGAUAAGUAUGAUCCUCGGGUGAAGGAAGCGUUCACGGCGGCCAGCUUUGAAUUGGGCAGUAUCCCCGAAGUUCCGCCCCCACCGGAGGUGUGUUAA